AUGGCAGCCGCGGCCCCCCAAAACUCAUCCCUCACCGCAGGACCCGUAACCGACCCCCGUAAUAAACAUGUUCUCUCCGUGCCGCAAAACAAAUACACCACCUAUGACUUCUCCCCCUUCCUCACCGCCCCAGCAGUCCAACACCGCAUGCUUGAAAAUCGACACCAAAUCCCCCUAGUAUCUCCCAUCCCUGCCACACGAAUUCCUUCUCCUCUUGCCGAGAAUCUGCAUCCUUCCGUCAUCAAAGACGUACGCGAUUUCCUCCUCGGAACCGGUAAAUAUGCCUCUCCUUAUACUCACAACUAUACUGGAAACGGCGAAGAAGUAUGGGCGAGCUGGAAACGCGCAUGGGAUUUGUGGAAUAAUAAUUAUAUUGAAGGACGGGUGGAUGAAGUGUGGGUUGCAGGCGCUUACAAACAAUGGGAGGCGUAUAUUGCACAACAGAAAAAGAAAGGAAAACUUCCAUUCGAGGGACCCGGCGGGAGAAAACAGCUGAGAAGAAAGCAGGCCCGGAUGGGAAAGGCGUAUAGGACAGAGGCUAAAGCGCUCGAGCAGUUGGAAAGCAGUAUCGAUGAGGUGGCGCAGGGACGCGAAGAUUUCAGAAAACGCGCCAUCGAUAAUCUCAAACAGACAUUAAAGUCAAACCGUACUCUGGGAAAUGGGUAUGUCGAAUUUAGCGAGCUGCUCGAAGAAUGGCAUCGACGCAAUUGGUAUCGACCCCGCUGGGACGACUUCAAAGAUUACAAAAACAAAGCGCCCGAGUAUCUCCCUCUAACCAUGGACUACGUACACGACGAGCUCUAUGACGACGAACGAGAACGCGUCCUAGAACUCCUCACUAAGGAACUCUGGCGAAAGGAUCCCAAACUCGAAGCUCAUCCCGGUACCAUCGAGUACGCCAUCGCCGUGGCUCACUGGGAGCGACAGGCCGAAGUCCGUCGCUGCAAAUUGACUAGUCGACCUGUGUGGAGCGCUAUGAAACCGGUUGAAGACCUGGAGGAGAAGUAUAUCGAAAACGCUUCCAAACGAACGAGUCAGGCAGUCAUUGAAGAAUUCAGAAAACGUUUGGACGCUAAUCGGAAGCUGGGAACCGGAUAUAUUGAGUAUUCAUGGCAGGAAGCGCAUUAUAUAAUCAACUUGCAAGCGCACAAGGGAAGAAUUGAUCCGGCGAUUCUAGAGCUGGAGAAACCUGAUCCGAAGGACUAUAUUGACAAGGCGCUUCCAGGCAGGCCUGAAGAAAGUGCCGCACCUGACAACGCCAUCGAUCGUGCCGAGCAUGAGGAUGACCAGGACGACGACGGACUUGAUCCCAAUGAUCUCACAAGGCCCUUGCUAAUCGAGGAUGAUAAUUCCAGCGGAGGACUUUUCGCCAUGAAAGAUUUUGCUGAAUACACUGUUCCGGAUGAACAUGACGCGAGUUUUUACGAAUAUUACGAUCCUAUUGAGAAUAGUGUUUGGCGACCAAGACAAGUUGGUGAAGAGGAACUGAAGAUCGAUAUGGACGAGGAGCCCGAUGCCUUUCUGAAGAAUUCCCAGUUUGAGAUUGAUGGCGGUGUGGAUUGUGGAAGAAGUCCUUACCCUGUUCUCCGCCCCCUGUACAGAUAUGCACAAAGCCAAGUUGGGCCUGAAGACGCACUUUCCCAAGACCAGUCAUAUCUUUUAAAACUCAAAAAGUUCUGGGAUAAAGUAACAGGCACAAUCUACAACAUCCCAAUCAAUGAUAUAGAUAGUCAGACUCUUGACAAAACUGAUGACCCUUUCCAUAGAGAAUCUUUUGAAAAUACCGAGAACUACCAGAACCCGGACAUAUUUCCCCUGGACAUUCGACGAUGCCAGAAAAUUUCAACUCCCUCCAAACCCGGCGAGGUGGUUUCAAAGGCAACCGACUUCCGAGACACUGACAGUAUCAUUGAACCAACUUUCAAGAUGAAGGAAAAGGAAUAUAGACCCAUGAGAGUCGAUGAUCCAUGGUGGGUUGAGAUGCAGCAAAAGUAUUAUCGGGACAUGCCACCUCGAAGUUAUCCUCCGAAAUUCGAUGAAACACAAUCAUAUCUCCCCAAGGAUGUCAAACUUUGGAACGAUGAAAUUGGAAAGGAUUCCGACUUAAAAAGUCGAUACUUUGUUACUAACUUGGACGGAAGACUUUUGAUCAUCAACGGGAUCGAAGUCAGAAAGGGUGAAAUUGCCGGACCAUUGCCAGAAUUUGCCAUCAUACAGACCGAGGGUGGUGGAGUAUCUUUCUGGUUUGGCGUCGGUGGUCGGUUUUACUUACAGCCGGCUGGUGCCAGAACAAAAGAUUGGUCUCGCCAAUGGAGCCAACUGAGACGAGCAUUAAAAGACGAAUACUUCGGCCUUACCGCAGGGUAUUACUGGCAAAACGCAAUAGUGGGUAAAAUCCUGGAAGAUGAUGAGGGUGAAGGCGAGCAGGAUCCUACGUGGAUAAAGUGGAUAAAUGCAAAACCAACUAGGAAGAUGGAUCUAGACGAUGAUAAUCUUUCGUCUCGCGGUUUUAACGAGAACGAAGACUGGGGAGCGCCUGGGCCUUUGCCAUUCACGAGUGCAGAAGCUGAGCUCAAAUGGGUCGCUGCACAAUUUCAUUUCCAGGAGAUAUUUAGCGUGCAACCAUGGGCCAAGGCAACAAUGGUUGAGCCGACAGCCGACACGGCGUGGGGAGGGCUUGCAGCUGAUUAUAGAGAUGCGAUGGAUGGUCCUACGGAUGAGACUAGACGUGAAUGGUGGGCACAUCAUAAAUCUGAAACCGAAAGACUUCAAGCACAAGCCGGUCAAGCAUUUGAGGAACGAACACGUCAGGAAAUCGAUGCCGAAUCAGCUGCAGCUGAAGCUGCAAGUCUAAAACGAAAGGCUGAUCACGAUGGUUACUUCCCACCCGACGCCAAACGAUUCCGAGCCGACAUAGAAGAAAGAGAUAAGGAGAAGGUACAGGAUAUUCAGAAACAGGAAAAGAAGCAGCUGGAAAUGGGACUGGAACAAUUGGUUGAUCAGAUUAAUCAGGGAGCCAAGGAACUCGCAACGACAGGUUCUGGUGCACCAUCGGGGGCGCAAGCUGAUCCAGCUGCUAGCACCGAAGCUGAUUUCCAAGCACGUGAAGCACUACAAAGGGUCCGAGAGCUGGAGCGUCUAAGAGUGCUGUUCAAUGUGCGUAGGAAGGAUGCGAACGAAGUCCUAAUCCCGCCGAUGACAGAUCCGCUCGCGGGCCUUGCCCCUUCACAGGUCUUGACGUUACCGGAGAAUCGAUGGGCUUUGGAAUCAAACUUGAAUCACAUAAACGAGACACGUUUAGACAAAGAAGUUCGGGAAACGGGAGCCUUGAAUCAUCAAAAUGCAUCUGAAAGACUGAAACGAGAUCGUAUCGCGAGGAAAAGAAGACUAGGCGCCCUUGGGUUUACUCCCAUGACAGAUGCGGAACGGCACAGGCAAGAGCACCAAUUAAGAAUCAAGGCAGAUGAAGAGAAAGAGCAGAGGGAAUAUCAACUGCUAUCCAGACUUGCCAACAUGUGCUUGUUAAAAGAUAAACAAGCCAAGAAGGAUUUAGAACACGCCGCCGCCGUGAAAGAUGGAUUGCAAGCCGGGGACCCCGUAAAGGCCGCCGCAGCCGCCAAGAAAAGUCAAGAAGAACUCGAGGCACAGCAACUCGAGAUGGUGAAACAUCUAUCAUUGAUAUCUUGGGCUCAAGCCAACGAUGUCGACGAAGCACAGCUCCUCGAAUACAUGGCCCAAAGUGGCAAGGAAUUCGACCCCACCGACUUCAACACCUGGGUCAACAAAGCCGCGGACAACAUGAAAGAAAAAGAAAUCCGAUCAUCGGUGUUAGAAGCCGCCAAAAAAUUAGGCAUCUCCUUUAACGAGUGUCUCGAAAAAGUGCACGGCGCGGCUAGUUUCGAGGAUCAUAUGAAGAGAAUCAAAGCGUGGAAGGUGCCUAAGUAUUUCAUGGGUGCAGAUCCCAAGGAAGCCAAACGCAGGUUUGGAGCGGCGUUGCUGGCGUCGGUGGAGGGACAUGAUGUGAGGAGGAGGGGCAAGUACACUAGUUGGGAGGAGGUGGUGGAUAGUAUGCCGAUUGCGACGGAUUGGGAUGAGGUGGUGAAUUUGGCGCCGGAGGUGGAACCGGUGGGGUUUGGUAUGGUGAGGGAAUUUGUUAUUCUUGCUCAUGGGGAGUAUAAGUGGUUGGGGAUUGUGUGA
This is a messenger RNA of Sclerotinia borealis F-4128, 4197 nucleotides long. NCBI's taxonomy places the organism in Eukaryota, Fungi, Ascomycota, Leotiomycetes, Helotiales, Sclerotiniaceae. The record is from the annotation of a GenBank genome assembly.